AAAUAUCAUUUGUAUAUAUUUAUUUAUAUACAUACGUAUUGUCAACACUGCAACGAUCGAAGUGUGAAAUAUUUUCGUUCAGCAGCAAAAUACUCGAGCUAAAACCUACAAAUAAAAAAGGAAUUUUCAACAUUAAAAUAAUUUUUGGUGAUAAAUUUUAGAAAAAGUGUGAAUUUAAGCUGAUCUGAUAAUUUACUAUAUAAACAUGAAUAGUUUAAACAAUAGUGUUGAUGAAGUUGUGGAAUGCCCUUUGUGCAUGGAACCCCUGGAAGUAGAUGAUCUUAAUUUUUUUCCAUGUACUUGUGGAUACCAGAUUUGUAGAUUCUGCUGGCACAGAAUUCGAACAGACGAAAACGAGUUAUGCCCCGCAUGUCGAAAAGAAUAUCCCGAAAAUCCUGCUGAUUUUAAGCCAUUGACUCAGGAAGAGAUGAUUGCUUUCAAAUCGCAGAAACGACAGCGAGAUCAGCAGCGAAAGCAGAAAAUUACUGAAAAUCGUAAACAUUUGGCAAAUGUUCGUGUUGUUCAAAAAAAUUUGGUAUUUGUCGUAGGAUUACCUCCACGACUUGCUGAUGCAGACAUUUUAAAAAAGCACGAAUAUUUUGGUAAAUAUGGCAAAAUACAUAAAGUUGUGAUCAAUCCAAGUACUGCAUAUGCCGGUGUUCAGGGUCCUUCCGCAUCAGCUUAUGUUACUUAUGUACACAAUUCUGAUGCGUUAAGGGCAAUACAAAGCGUAAAUAACAUUAUGAUUGACGGUCGACUCAUAAAGACUAGCCUCGGGACAACUAAAUAUUGCAGUCACUUUAUGAAAAACCAACAGUGCCCUAAGGGAGAUUGUAUGUAUUUACAUGAGUUAGGAGAUCCUGAAGCGAGUUUUACAAAAGAGGAAAUGCAUCAAGGAAAGCAUCAAGAAUAUGAAAAACGUUUACAUGAUGUUUUGAUUGCAUCAUCUGGUACUAGCACAUGUGGAGUUUCCACUGGAAGCACAAGUUCCUUAUGUAAUAAUAGUAAAAAUUCUGAGAACUGUAAAAUGACUGGCAUAGUUUCAAGUUCCACUCCAUCGACUAGCGCAUCGGCAUCCACAUCUGUUACAACAAAUAACAUAGCAUCUUCUGGAACUACUCAAAAAGAAGCUUGGCCGUGCUUAUCAGUUUCUCCUGUCAAUCAAAAAGAUUCUAGUUCAAAUAAUGCCAACAAAAAUAAAAAAGAGCGUAUAAAGCAAGAUAAAAAUAAAAAUGAAAAACAUAGUAAAACAAAAAAUAAUAAAAAUAACAGUAGCGGUAAUGCAAGUUCAAUUCCCUUGCCUAAAGAAAUUGAUUUGCCUGUAAUCAUUUCGAAUUCAAUGCUUGAAAUUUCCGCAACUAACAAUAAUUCUUUGAUCGAGCAAACAUCUAAAUCUAAAGUUGACAAGAGCAUAGAAAAUCGCCCAAAUCCAAAAAAGGAAUUGGCGACAUCAACAAUUGUAGAAAAUGAAAUAAAAGACUUCGGGAAUCACACUAAUGCGGCAACUACAACAUCUAUUAAUUUAGAUAACAAUAACGGAGGAUAUCUCUGUAACAAGAUUAAAAAUGACAAUAAUAUUACUAAAAUAGAUAGUCAGCGCUCUCUUAGCUCCAGCAGUAACAGCAGUAGUAGUUGUAUUGUAACCACAAGCGAAAAUAAUUCAAUAAUAAACGAAAGCAUAAGUGGAAAAAGUUCUCCGGGCUGUUUCAAUGAAAAUAAUUUAAAUGCUGAACAUACAAAAUCUCCAAUUAAAAGUAAACGUCCAUUGGCACCAAGUUCCGAAUUGCAUACUAAUUCGGAUUCAAAUACUAAUAAAAACAAUUUAUCAGAAAAUUGUUCCAAACCAUAUGGAUAUGUAGAAAAUUUAUUUGCGGAAAAUGAAACUGUUGUCCACAAAACACCUACGCUUAACAUUAAUAAUAACGUUGAACAUAAUUUAUGCUUAAACGAAUCCCCUCAUAAAAAUCGGCUUGAAAAUAACCACUAUAACGACUCACUACUACAGGAUAAUGACGCAGACGAUUCUAUAUCAGAUACAAUGUCAAAAUUAAAUCUUUUUGAUGAAAACAGUUUCUUCAGUUCAACAACAGGGAUACUACAACAAUCUAUGCCAUUGAAACUUAAACAAAAUGAAGAAACAAUUCCAAAUCAAUUAAGCACUGGUACUGCACCUAAUUUGCCAGAUUUGAUAAAUGGUAUUGAUGGAUAUCAAAAUACUACAAAUGAAUGGGAAGAAGCAUUAAAAAAUGUUAUGAUUAAAACAAACAAACAGAUGGAAGAAAAACUUCAGCAAAAUUUACAACAACAACAUAUUCAAAAUCAAAGUCAGAUAAAGCAUCAAGAAGACCUUCACAGACUCCAAGAAAUUCAAAACCGUAAUAAUAUCUUAAGUUCACUAAGUAUAUCUCAACUAAGUGGAGCCCAAUCUGACUUUCAAUCUAGUUCCAACAAUUACUUAACUAGUUCCGAUUUAAGUCGACAAUCAAACUAUCUUCAGUACCAACAGCAACAAUCAGCAGAAUCAUCGAACGAUAUCCUACAGAACUCUUUGUUUGGAACGAACAUGUCAAAAUUUUUUGAUUUUCACAAACAUCAACAACAACAAAAACUUCAACAACACUGUUUACAAAUUAACGGACCAAACAAUAUUAACGGAGGUGUGAAUGAUAACUUACAUAUGAGACCUUUAUUGGAAAACAAUCGCCUUAAUUCGCAACUGGUAGAUCCAAAUUGUAUUUUGACAUCUCAACAACAACAUCAGAAACAAAAACUCUUUGGUAAAAUAGAUCAAAUGCUCUGCCAUCAAACACUGCAACAGCUUCCUUCAAAUCAGCAAAUUGGAUCUGUACAAACACAACAAAACCAGUUUGUUCAUAAUUCAACCGGUGAUGAUGACUUGGGAUUUGAUCCGUUUAUUGAAACUCAAAAAGCGUUAGCUGAAUUAAUUGAAAAUGAGGAGGAACAGCAAAAUGUGGGGACAACUUCUUCGAAUUUAAUGCCUCAUAAACAGGCAAAUAAUUUACACCAACCUCAUCAACAACAUAUGAUGGAAUAUAUGCAACGUGCACGCAUGCCACCUCCAGGAUUUAAUCAUGUUAACAACUUUAACGGUUAUGGUGUCGUUCCAAGAAUACAAAAUAAUAAGGUCAUGCCCUUUAUGAAUUUAUCAAAUAACUAUACGGCUCCAGCUACCCAACAUAUUCAACACCAACAACAGUUACAAAUUCCAAGUAACGCCUGGGGUACACAUUUAGGAAACUUUCAGCAACACAUUAAUGAGCAACAGAUUCGUCAAGUUAAUUCUAAUCAAAUGCCAAGUGGUGGUAAUCAGAAAGGUUAUACUGGCAAUGAUUGGACUGCUAUGGAUCCAGCAAUACUUUCAUUUCGACAAUUUUCUUUUCCGCAUCAAACACAAGUGACGCCUCAAAUACAGCCUCAGCAACAAGAAUUGUUUUUACAACAAUUGGCACAACAACAGCAACAAACAGGUUUUAAUUCUCAGUCGCAACAUCUAAGUGGAGGAAAUGUUGGUAUGCCAAAUGCUAUUAUGAACUCCCAACAAAGUUCACAACCACACGUCAAUGCAAAUGUCCAAGGAAUGUUAGAAUACUUGAAAACGCGUCAAUUUGUCUAAACUUAUUCUUAUAUAUACACAAAUAAACAAAUAAACGUUAAUAAUAAAAUAAUAAAA
Molecule: messenger RNA, 3691 nt
Organism: Calliphora vicina (urban bluebottle blowfly)
Lineage: Eukaryota; Metazoa; Arthropoda; Insecta; Diptera; Calliphoridae
Gene: Cnot4
Product: CCR4-NOT transcription complex subunit 4
Exons: 17
Coding region: 206-3634 (1142 amino acids)
Biological process (GO): protein ubiquitination
Cellular component (GO): CCR4-NOT complex
Molecular function (GO): metal ion binding; RNA binding; ubiquitin-protein transferase activity
Source: RefSeq, a predicted model, not a curated record